AUGCCUCGGUACCUGACUGUUCCUCGUGGUGCUGCCUCCCUUCUCGCCUCCGCCAAGGGUCGGGCUCCCCGGUCGACGCAGCCAGUCACUCGUUUAACUUCCCGGCUUGCGAUCAACCGUGGGUUCGCCCCGGCUCCUUGUCCCUCUUUUAAGCCGGCCAUCACCACCCAGCCUGGCGCCCACUCCUUUGCCGACAUCACGCGACGAUCGCGUCUCGGCUUCCCUCUUUGCCCUCCGGCGCCUGCGCCAUCCACUCGUUUCUUGACCCCCCUCCCAGGUCCGAUACCUGCCCCUCCUUUGUUCCAGCGGUCGACCCGUCUCCAGCGGUCGUCACGCUGCCCCUCCCAGGCGGCGGCCUCCUCCGUCCACGCCACUCGUUCGGCCCGUGCCCCGGCCGCGGCCCCGGCGCCGCGGCCUGCCCCUCGUUUCCUCGUCCGCCCUUCGGCCCGCGAUGCCGAGCCUGUCUCUCGUUCCAUUCCGGCUCGUGCUCGUGCCCCGACCCGGGCCCCGACCCCAGCCCCAGCCGCCGUCUCUCGUUCGGCGCGGCUGUUGGCCCGCCAUCCGGCUCCCCCCCGGCCCCGGCCCGGCACCUGUCUCUCGUUCGGCCCGCCUCUUGGCCCGCCAUCCCGUGCCCCGCCGACUCCGGUCCGUCGUUCCUUCGGCCGCCCCCCUGUGCUUGAGCGCAUGGCCAAGCGCAGGGUCGCUCACCAGCAGGAGCUGGAGCGUCUGAAGGGGCUGCACCGUGUGCAGCCGUCCGUUCCUUCCGUGAGUGUCACUCGUUCUCCUUCUCCCACUCGUUCUCCUGCUGUCACUCUUUCCCCUCCUGUCGCUCUUUGCCCCCCUGUCGUGGCGGGCUCUUCUCCGAAGCCGACCCCCGUGCAGUCCACCCAGGUGGGCGGCGAGGUGAAGCCGAAGAAGAGAGUUCGUUUCGACAGGGUUACUGUUGUAAAAGUUGAUCGGUGGAUCAUCCCCGUGUUGGAUGUUUUCAAGCCAACACGGUGGUGA
Molecule: messenger RNA, 1005 nt
Organism: Aspergillus campestris IBT 28561
Lineage: Eukaryota; Fungi; Ascomycota; Eurotiomycetes; Eurotiales; Aspergillaceae
Exons: 1
Coding region: 1-1005 (334 amino acids)
Source: RefSeq, a predicted model, not a curated record